AGUUGAACUGCAAAAUUACGGGUCAAGAUCGCCCUUGCAACGGCUGCUAGCUUGACUCAUGAGACUGAGAGGCGUCCUAUAAAGUAUAGCUGAUGGAUCCAACUCAUCACCAUCAUUAACUCAAUACAUCAAAUCUCGUUACUCGCAUCAAUGGAUUCGCUUCCUAUGUCAUUCACUUCCAAUGCUCCUCCGGGUCCAUGGAAGUUACCUCUCCUCGGCAACAUUCACCAGCUAGCCUUCCAUCUCCCCCAUUGUCGUCUCGCGGACUUAGCGAAAACAUACGGACCUAUUAUGAGUGUUCAGCUCGGAGAGGUUCCAGCAGUAGUCAUUUCUUCGGUUGAAGCUGCGAAAGAAGUGCUGAAAACCCAAGAAAAGAAUUUCGUCGAAAGACCCUCUGUUCUCGCUGCGGAAAUUGUUCUUUAUAAUCGCGGGGAUAUGGUUUUUAGCCCGUACGGAGAAUACUCGAAGCAAAUGAAGAAGAUUUGCACCAUGGAGCUGCUUAAUACGAAGCGGGUGCAAUCAUUCAAAGCGAUCAGGGAAGAGGAGGUGUCGGAUUUGGUGAAGUUUCUUUAUUCUGAGGCAGGAUCGCCUGUCGAUCUCAGUAAACACUUGUUUUCCAUGACGAACUCUAUCGUUACGAGAACUUCUGUUGGAAAGAAAUGCAAGAAACAGGAAGCUUUCUUGAAAGUUGUGGAUGAGGUGAUUGAGGCGGCCGGCGGAUUCAGUGUCUCGGAUGUGUUUCCUUCUGUUAAGUUUCUGAGUUUGAUCAAUGGGAUGAGCUCUAAGCUCCACAGGAUUCACCGAGAAGCGGACGAGAUUCUUGAGGAAAUGAUACAAGAGCAUAAAGCCAACAAGGGAGCCUCCUCUGAGAAUGAUGUCAAUAAUCUUCUGCAAGUUCUUUUGGAUAUUCAGGAGCGUGGUGACCAUCAAUUUCACUUUACUACCGACAACAUCAAAGCAAUCAUUUUGGAUAUGUUCAUUGCUGCAAGCGACACAUCGUCGAAAACAGCAGAAUGGGCGAUUUCAGAAUUGGUGAGGAACCCGAGGGUGAUGAAAAUUGCGCAAGAAGAAGUGAGGCGGGUGUUUGCAGAAAAGGGGAACGUCGAUGAAUCUGGAAUUCAGGAUCUCCCAUAUCUCAAACUGAUCAUGAAAGAAACCCUGAGGCUGCACCCUCCAGUAGCAUUGAUACCAAGAGAAUGCAACCACAAGUCUCAAAUUCAUGGAUUCGACAUUUACCCGAAAACUAAAGUUAUGAUAAAUGCAUGGAACAUUGGAAGAGAUGCAAAUACAUGGGCAGAUCCUGAAAGGUUUUAUCCGGAGAGGUUUGCGGAGAGUUCAGUUGAUUACAAGGGUCAGAAUUUCGAGCUGAUUCCAUUCGGAGCGGGAAGGAGAAUGUGCCCCGGAAUAGCCAUGGGCAUUGCUAAUGUCGAGCUUCCGCUUGCACAGCUGCUAUACCAUUUUGAUUGGCAACUACCUGACGGAGCCCAUCCUGAAAGUCUUGACAUGUCUGAAUCAUUUGGAGCUGCUGUUAAGAGAAAAUUUCCUCUUAUUUUGGUUCCAACUCCCAUCAAAAUGCCUUCCCAUUAACUGCCUAUUCAGUAGUCGAUUCUAUUAAUCAUGUUAGAAUUAUUAGUAUUAAAUUAGUAAGAAAGUACUAUUCAAUUUUGCUCUUUGCUUAUAAAUGAGUGCCUUUGUGAAAGAAAAAAAGCUUUUAUUUCUGCUCCUCUCAAGUUAUUAGAGUAUCCAUUAUCAUAAUUUUAUAACUAAACUAUUUUUUUCUUUUA
Messenger RNA from Mercurialis annua (annual mercury), 1784 nucleotides. RefSeq names its product cytochrome P450 726A27-like. The record is from RefSeq and is a predicted model, not a curated record. NCBI's taxonomy places the organism in Eukaryota, Viridiplantae, Streptophyta, Magnoliopsida, Malpighiales, Euphorbiaceae. The transcript has 2 exons. Gene Ontology annotation, molecular function: iron ion binding; heme binding; oxidoreductase activity, acting on paired donors, with incorporation or reduction of molecular oxygen. The coding region runs from base 151 to 1587 and encodes 478 amino acids.